AUGGGGCCAGCAGGCCUAGCCAGGGCUGUCCUCCUAGGGCAGGCAGCACCCGCUGCUGUCAACCACUGCGGCCGCCAGCACCCCUCACUCGACCCUGAGAAGCUCAAGAGAGCCAGGCUGCAUGUGGAGAGGGCCAUCAAGGAGAAGAAAAUCUUCACGGUGCAGGGCCCCUACCCCGUCAUCCGCAGGCUGCUGUGGGCACGGGGCUGGGUGGAGAGGAAGCUCCCUGGCACGGGCAGACGGCCCCAGCCGAACCAGGGCAGACGGCAGAAGCAGCUGCAGGAGGAGGAGAAGGGAGUUGAUGAUGGUGCUGAGCAGGGGGAAGCAGAGGAGGAGGAAGAGGAAGCGCAGCAGGACGAGGACCCAGACGGCAUCCAUGACGUCAUGUCCUGCCUGGUGCGGGACCAGGUGCCGUAUUUCAUCUGGGCCAACCGCUGCAGCGCUGUCGACUGCCAACUGCUGCGGCAGGACCAGCUCCUGAACCACUACACCGGGGUGGGCACUGUCACCACCAAGGAGGGGCUCUGCCUCAGCCUGCGAAACCUGCCCUGGGCUGACCAAGCUGACCCCGACUCCUUCUUCCCCCGGUGCUACCGGCUGGCGGCCGCUGAGGAGCGGCAAGCCUUCAUCGAGGAUUUCCGCCUGACAGCAGCUCGCAGCCUACUCAAAGUGGCCCUGGAGAGGGCUGAGGGGAUGGCACAGACCCCCAAAUCUCAUGAGGGGCCAGCAGCGCCAGGGCCCCCACUGUCCCCACAGCUGGUGGAAGAUGCCCUGUGGGUCUGCGAGCAGCACCUGGGCAGCUUGAGGCACCAGGACAUCGACGGGGACCCACUGUCCCCUCGUAUGACAGACAACGACUGGGACCGUUUCCUGAGGGACUACUACCGAGUGGUGCACGAGGGGGCCUGGCUGGCACUGAGCGGGGAACAGCGGGAGCGGUGCCAGGCCCUGCUGCGGUGCCUGGCAGAGCAGCUGCCCCAGCUCGCCAUGGAGGGCAACAGCAACAUCUGGAUCCUCAAGCCUGGUGCCAAAUCCCGUGGCAGAGGCAUCGUCUGCACGGCAUGGCUGGAGGAGGUGCUGCGGCUGGCGGGGAGCUGCGCGGCCCCCUCUGCGCAGGCAGCCAAGUGGGUGGUGCAGAAGUACGUGGAGAGGCUGCUGCUCAUCUUCGGCACCAAAUUUGAUGUCCGGCAAUGGUUCCUGGUGACCGACUGGAACCCACUGACCAUCUGGUUCUACCGAGAGAGUUACCUGCGCUUCUGCUCCCGGCCCUUCUCCCUGCGCCGCCUGGAGCCCGCCCGGCACCUCUGCAACGUCUCCAUCCAGCGGCGAUGCCGGCCGGCGCGGCGCCAGCACCCCCAGCUGCCCCCUGACGGGAUCUGGUCCUGCCGCCAGCUCCAGGCCUACCUGGCACAGGUGGGGCGGGCGGGCGCCUGGCAGCAGGUGAUGGUGCCUGGUAUGAAGGCGGCGGUGGUGGGCGCCCUGCGCAGUGCCCAGGACCUGGUGGAGUCCCGCAAGGGCAGCUUUGAGCUCUAUGGGGCUGACUUUGCCUUUGGGGAGGAUUGCCAGCCCUGGCUGCUGGAGAUCAACGCCAGCCCCACCAUGGCCCCCUCCUCGGCGGUGACCAGGCGGCUCUGCGCCAGGGUACAGCAGGACACGCUGCGUGUGGUGAUCGACCGCAGGGACAACCCCGCCUGCCCCACUGGUGCCUUUGAGCUCAUCUACAAGGAGGCGGCCGUGCCCACACCUCUGUACGUGGGGCUGAAGAUGAUGGUGCAAGGCUGCUCCAUGAGGAAGCCCCAGCUGGCAAAGCACCAAUCUCUGGGCAAGCCCCCAACCACUGUGCCCCCCAGCUCCAAGGGCAGAGGCACCCAGAUUCCCCAGCUGGGAGCAGUGCAGAGGGAAGGUGGGGGCACAGCUGGUGGGAGGGGGCUGUGGGCAAGAAUUGGGGCCACUACAGCAGUUUCUCUGCCAGAUCAGAGUGUGGGCAGGAAAAGACACCUCCGCUCCCACCUGCUGCAGUCACAGCUGCCACGCUGA
Messenger RNA from Colius striatus (speckled mousebird), 2037 nucleotides. It is a transcript of the gene TTLL3, whose product is annotated as tubulin tyrosine ligase like 3. Gene Ontology annotation, cellular component: cilium. The transcript has 12 exons. Gene Ontology annotation, molecular function: protein-glycine ligase activity, initiating. Gene Ontology annotation, biological process: cilium movement; protein polyglycylation; cilium assembly. Lineage: Eukaryota; Metazoa; Chordata; Aves; Coliiformes; Coliidae. Bases 1 to 2037 code for a protein of 678 amino acids. The record is from RefSeq and is a predicted model, not a curated record.